This is a messenger RNA of Epinephelus fuscoguttatus (brown-marbled grouper), 1862 nucleotides long. RefSeq names its product LRAT domain containing 2a (gene lratd2a). The record is from RefSeq and is a predicted model, not a curated record. Bases 494 to 1318 code for a protein of 274 amino acids. Lineage: Eukaryota; Metazoa; Chordata; Actinopteri; Perciformes; Serranidae. The transcript has a single exon.
AACGCAGGGCUGUGUGUAGCUGGAGAGAGUCGCUGUGGCGAUGCCGAGCCCCAGAUCAGCCGGACGGAUCUCUGCUGCACACGCAGUGUAUGCGCCGUCAGCACAGAGGACUACUUCACCUACGGUGUAGACAAACACACGGGCAGCUCUGUGUAUCGAGGAUUUGGAUUUUAACUCUCAUUGCUGUGACGGAACUUUACGCAGGGAAACAGCAGGUGAGUCUAGGAAGCUACACCUGACGAAUAAUUCUCCAAACCAGUUUCUAUUCUCCUCCCAACUCCACUUGUUGAUGGGGCACUAACAGGCUAUCCCAGCUGUCACACCACGGAGAUAUUCUUAUGCGUAAUUUGGAUAAAAACCCUGUCGGACGGCAGGGAGAAGGAAGUUUGAGCCUGUGAGGUUUUGUGGCAGAUGGUGGUGAUGUUUGGCGAGCGGUAACAGCGCUCGGCAUCAGAUCGUAUUACACAGGCUGCUACCUGAGGUGAGGAGCGGCAUGGGGAACCAGAUGGACAAGCUGUCACAUUUAAGUUACGCAGAAGUUCCCACAGUGGACCCGAACGGAGUGGACACGGAGGACGGUCCACGGAUUGGCGUCUCGUACAUCUUUUCAAACGACGACGACGAGCUGGAGGAUGGCUGCGCGGUCGAUGGCACCGAUAAGGACCCGAAUCAGGAAGAGAAACAAUACGACCAGCGCGACGAGGUGGAGUGCGCCGUCUAUAACAGAGAUGAAUGCAUUUACGAGAAGAGCGUCAAGUCUGCCAGCCUGGAGGUUUACUCCCCGGAGAAUCUACUCAACAAAUGCAAAGCGGGGGACCUGGUGGAGUUUGUGGCAACGGGUCAGUUCCCGCACUGGGCUGUGUACGUGGGAGACUUCCAGGUGGUGCACCUGCACAGAGCUGAGGUGAAAAACAGCUUUUUGACAGACGCCAGUCAGGGAAGGAGGUGUAGGAUUGUGAACGACUUGUACAAAUUCAAAGCUCUGGGUCCGGACGUGGUGGUGCAGAACGCGAUGGAGCAAGUGGGCUUAAAGGACCGAGAGCUGAGCUGGAGGAACUCCGAGUGCUUUGCCGCCUGGUGCAGGUUCGGCAAGAGGGAGUUCAAAAUGGGCGGGGAGAUACGGAUAGGCAAGCAGCCCUACAGGUUGAAAAUCUUCAUGUCGGACAAACACUCGCACGUGUUGGAGUUUCAGAGUUUGGAGGACAUGAUCAUGGAGAAGAGGAGGAACGAUCACCUGGGCAGGACAGCCGUGUUGCAGGAGCUGGCCACUCACUUCAGCAGCGUGGAGGAGAUAAAAAGUGAGCCAGGCGCAGACUGAUGGCUGCCCUUUGGAUGCUCUGCAGAAUAAUUGCUUUGCAAGUAGAGUAGCCUUUACCAAACAUGAACUGUCACACCCUGCUUUAAUCUAUAGCAAGCCUUCUCCUUCUUUUUAUUUCUAACUGGAGCACACAUGUCAUCAUUUCUACUUGGACAUUGCCAUUUUAAAUGUGUAACACAAUGUCAAUGCCUUAAAGCCACAGCCAUCCUCAGAUGCUAAAUGGCCUUAGCAAUUAUGAAUUCAAUUAUCUGGGAGGAAUUAAAUUGAUUAAAUUAGCUGUUUGUAGCUCUGACAGCCCCUCCACACAGAAUGUAUAGUUUUAUACAGAGCUUUACACACCAGACUGUCCCGUUCCUGUAAGUAGACUGAAUGUUUCUCUAUUCAUAGUGUGUCCUGUUACUUGAUCCUUGUGUGGUUUAACUUCAUCCCUCAGCUCGCCCAGACAGCGUAGUGUCAGAGCUGCUCACUGAAUACAAGAAGGAUCCUUUCUGCCUUUGAGGGUAAUUCUCACACCAGCACAUGUCGACAUGUCGGGGGGGGGGGG